Molecule: messenger RNA, 1732 nt
Organism: Ixodes scapularis (black-legged tick)
Lineage: Eukaryota; Metazoa; Arthropoda; Arachnida; Ixodida; Ixodidae
Exons: 1
Coding region: 1-1560 (519 amino acids)
Source: RefSeq, a predicted model, not a curated record
AUGCCAGGUGUCCGCUACUAUCGUUGCCUGAGAUGCAGCAACCGUGUGAUUUCUUUAAGGUCGCUCUUCAGACACCUCCACUCUGUUCAUAGACAUGAAAGCAAUUGGAUGUGUGGCCUCAGUGGAUGCAUGAAAACAUUUCAGCUGUUCACGUCAUACAAGAAGCAUGUGUAUCGACAUCACACUAAUCUAUUUGAAAAGAAGACAACCCACACCGAGGAAGUGCUUCUUCGUGAAGCCCAAAGUGCACAGGCAGCACAAAGUGACGGUGGUGCUCCAAGUGAUGUGGAUGCUGCGGAGACUGACUUCGACCGAAUGGAGCUACUGGGGCUACAAGAAAGGAUGGCUGAAGAAGGAGAUGAUCCCAACCCCAAAUCAAGCGACUACGUUAAGCAAUUGGCACUUUUGAUUCUUAAGUGGAAAGAGCACAGGCGUCUUCCAGAGUCAACCUUAAACAAAAUAGCCAACGAUGUAAUUUUUUACAUACAGGCUAUUUUCGAAGAUGAACGAUUGCAAUCUAUCGACAAGGAUGCUGGCAAAGUGAAUGAGCUGCUGUCCGAGCUACAACUGGACCAGCUACUCACGAGAGGUAGGCGGAUGACAUACUGGAAAGCACAUUUUCCAUAUAUUGAGCCGUGCAGUGUCACUCUAAGAAUUAACUCAAAUGGAAAGGCCGACACCAUGACAUAUGUGCCUCUGUGCAGUGUUUUAAAGCUCAUUCUAGAACAUCCAACUUGGUCAGGCGACUUCAAUUCCUACAUGAAACUAGACGACCACAUGUGCUCUGUAUUUGACGGAAGUGCAUUUAGUGAACACGUCUACUUUGCCGGUGAUAGCAGUAAAAUGUGUUUGCAGCUGUAUAGCGAUGAAUUCGAAGUGUGCAAUCCGUUGGGCAGCAAACGUGGGAAACAAAAGUUGACUGCAGUGUACUUCUCUGUCUUGAAUUUUGGCGCAAAAUUCCGCUCAGCACAUGCAGGAAUACACUUGGCACUUCUAGUCAAAGACAAGCAUGUAGCCACUUAUGGUUUACCCAAGAUUAUUGCACCGCUGCUAGAAGAUGUAAGCACCCUAGAAAAUGAAGGCAUAGUUGCGAACGGUGAAGUGGCAAAGGGUUCAGUCUUCAUUAUGACCGGUGACAACCUGUCUAGUCAUAGGAUGGGCGGCUUUCAGUGCAGCUUUAGUCAUGGCAGAAUAUGCAGGUUCUGCAUGGCACUACGUCAUGAAAUUAAGCACAAGCAUGAUGAGACUGACUUUGCAUUGCGCACACCAGCUGGACACCAGCACCAUAAGAGUAUGUUGAAUGCUGGGCUGUCGACAGGGUCACUGUAUGGAGUUCAGAAAGCCUGUGCUAUCACAUCCCAGGGAUUUGAUCCAACACAGCACUUGCCCCCAGAUGUGAUGCACGAUGUUCUAGAAGGUGUUAUACCCUUCGCACUGAAGCACAUUAUUGCUUAUUUAAUUGCACAGGGCUUCUUUUCACUUCGCCAGCUGAACGAGUGCAUCCUUAGGUGGGACUAUGACCAUUGUGACGUUCGGAACAAACCAGAACCUCUUCCUUAGCAGUUCCUGCGUGGAGAGGCAGGUAUGAAACAGUCAGCCACACAGGUUUUCUGCCGUUUCCGUCAUCUGACCUUCUAUGUUGGUGACUGCAUUCCUUCAGGAAACCAAACCUGGCAACUUUACCUACUGCUUCGAGAAAUCUGCGACAUCAUCAUGAGCCGAAAAAUUCUAU